Molecule: messenger RNA, 1311 nt
Organism: Closterium sp. NIES-65
Lineage: Eukaryota; Viridiplantae; Streptophyta; Zygnematophyceae; Desmidiales; Closteriaceae
Source: the annotation of a GenBank genome assembly
AUGCUUCAUUCUUCAAAAUUCCCCUUGCAUAUACUCUGGUUACCUCUCUCUCUCCCACAUCACCCAUGCCGCCUCCCCUGCCGUCCGCCAGACAGUGUGUACGCGGUGGCGUGCAGCCCUCUCCCGGGCGGCAGAGUGGCGUCGGGUGGCGGGGAUGACGUGGCGUACCUGUGGACCAUAGGGCAGGCGGAGGACCCCGUCAAGCUGGAAGGGCACAGGGACAGCAUAGCAGCGGUGGAGUUCAGUGGGGAUGGGCGGUGGGUGGCGACAGCGGGGAUGGACGGAGUGGUCAUGCUGUGGGACGCCGACACGGGGUACAGGCGCCACCGCCUCGAGGGGCCCGGGGAGGCCAUCGAGGUGCGCAUGGCUGCCACGGCACGGCACGGCCCUCGCCCUCGCCCUCGCCUUCCUCUGCCAUGCUCACCCCAGCGCUGUCUGGUCAUUGCCCUGGUUGCUGUGCCUGCUGUGGGCGGUCGCAGCUCUCUCACCUUCCUCUCCACCCAUAUUCUACCCUUUCCUGACGUGGCAUCCACGGGGAGCGGUGGUACUGGCGGGGUCGGAGGAUCUAACAGCGUGGAUGUGGAAUGCGGAGACGGGGGCGUGCAUGGCCGUCUUCACCGGGCACAGCGCAGGGGUCACCUGUGGGGCCUUCUCGCCCGAUGGUACGCGAUCCUGCUUCCUCUGCUCUUCAUGCCUGCACUGUGGUGUGGACGAGGGCGGGCGGUGUGGACGGGGUCAACGGACGGGUCGGUGCGCUGCUGGGACCCGCGCUCUGCCGCCACCACCGCCACCCUCCAAGGACCAUUGUUCCACAGCGACGCCAUCACGUGUCUGGCCAUGGCGCCUCAGGGCGCAGUGGGCGCUGCUGGCUCCUCCGACCACACCACCGCCCUCUUUGGCCUGCACCAGCCCAAGGUGUUAGGGAAGCUGGAGGGGCACACGGACUCGGUGGAGGCGGUGGUCUUCAACCCCCUGGGGCCAACGGUGGCAACGGCAUCACUGGACGGCUCAGUGCGCAUAUUUGACAUCAACUCGCUGCAGCUGCGCUCCACCUGCACUCACCAGCACUGCACAGUUCCCUCACCCUCUUAUCUCUUCACGCCCCUCCCCACUCGCCCCUCUCCCCUAUGCCGCCUUUGCGGCCACCGGCAGGACGAGGUGGUGCAGAUGGCGUGGGCGCCCGCAGCACCACUGCUCGUGACGGCGACGGCAGACGGAGCAGUGCACGUGUGGGAUGCGCGCACGGGGGCCAUUCAGAGGACCCUGCGCGGCAACCGUGAUGCCGUGGUCUCCCUUGCCCUCACCCCGUGA